AUGGUCGCCAUUUCCCCCCCUAGCAGCAUGAUCAGGAGCGACCUGAGUCUGAAAAAGGGCAAGGCUGGCAGCGACUUCCAUGCUAGUGACGUCUACAGACUCCAACCACCCCAAGCGUGGCAACUGUGCAGGGAUUAG
Messenger RNA from Fusarium verticillioides 7600, 138 nucleotides. RefSeq lists its product as hypothetical. Lineage: Eukaryota; Fungi; Ascomycota; Sordariomycetes; Hypocreales; Nectriaceae. The record is from RefSeq and is a predicted model, not a curated record. Bases 1 to 138 code for a protein of 45 amino acids. The transcript has 3 exons.